This is a messenger RNA of Musa acuminata subsp. malaccensis (wild Malaysian banana), 2420 nucleotides long. RefSeq names its product protein PIGMENT DEFECTIVE 338, chloroplastic. NCBI's taxonomy places the organism in Eukaryota, Viridiplantae, Streptophyta, Magnoliopsida, Zingiberales, Musaceae. Gene Ontology annotation, biological process: RNA stabilization. The record is from RefSeq and is a predicted model, not a curated record. Gene Ontology annotation, molecular function: RNA binding.
UCUCGUCUCUUCCAAGUUACAUAUAGUUAGUGUCUGUUCUGGCGAUCUUCGACCCUGUGAUUUUUGCAUCUCUUUUCACAAGAAAUUUAUCCAAAUAGACCUAUGAUUCUUAUUGUACUGAACCAAUCAUUCAUGAUUCAUGUGACAUUGUCUUGCAGUGUCGAUGACACCUUGAACGCCAAUGGAUGAGAUCGACAGUGGGACCAAUGGCAACAGUCCCUGCGCCGGACAUCUCAGUCUGCACCCAAUAGCUCGCAGCAAGAUUGGCUUCCCUGAGGAGAUAUUUGCGUGACUUCCCCGCCGUUGGAUACGAGGUGUUAUCUUUCUUGGAGAUGCGUGAACUGGGCCAGCCCAACUUUGUAGGGCCUGUAAGAUGGAUCACCAGGCCGGCGUACGUUAGCCUCGAUCCACAGCAUUUUGCUAUCUUGGAGUAGAUAACACUGAGUUGUGGCGCGAGAGAAGAGGGAGAGGGCAGCGACGACGACGAUGACGGCGUUGCGAAGCCACUGCUGCCAUCCUCUGUUCUCCUUCGCCUCCUUCGACAGCAAGCCUACCCUUCCCUUCGCCUUUUUAUCCCUCGCCGGGAGACCCUUCUUUGGUGGGCGACGUCCUCGCGCCGGCCCAUUCCGCCGCUUGCUAGCCGCCGCUGCUGCCCAAGACCCCCACCCGUCCAAGGAGUUAGACCUCGAGCUUCUGCUUCACAGCAAGCCCUCCCCCGUCCCCAGCGACGACGAUGACGACGACGACCCUCGGAAGCCCCCCGACUCGGAUGAGGCAUUGGCUCCCUUUUUGAAGUUCUUCAAAGCCAGAGAUUCCGCGGAGGAGGGUCUCAUCAUCUCCGGCGAAGAGAGCGACGCCGAGGCGGCCGCCGAAGCCGAAGCUGAGGUGGAGGAGAAGGAGAAGGAGAGAGUGGAAGUCCAGUACUACGAGCCCAAGCCCGGGGAUCUGGUGGUCGGCGUCGUCGUGUCAGGAAAUGAGAACAGACUCGAUGUUAAUGUUGGCGCCGACAUGCUUGGUACGAUGCUGACCAAGGAGGUGCUGCCGCUAUAUGAAGCGGAAUUGCCCUACCUGCUUUGCGAUCGGGACAAGGAUGCGGCCGAAUACACGGUGCCUGGGAAGAUGGGAAUUCUGAAGGACGAGGAGGCGUUGAGUGGGGGAAAAGUGGCAGGGAGGCCCGUCGUUGAAGUCGGGACGAUUCUCUUCGCGGAGGUGCUCGGUCGCACGCUGAGUGGACGGCCGCUCCUGUCUACGAGAAGGAUGUUCCGGCGGGUCGCGUGGCACCGAGUGAGGCAGAUAAUGCAAUUGAAUGAGCCUAUAGAGGUAAAAAUUUUUGAGUGGAACACUGGUGGCCUUCUUACUAGAAUUGAGGGUUUGCGUGCAUUCCUCCCUAAAGCUGAAUUGAUGAAUAGAAUAAAGAAUUUCACAGAUUUAAAAGACAAUGUCAGCCGCAGGAUGCACGUGUGUAUUAUCAGGAUCGAUGAAGCAACUAAUGACUUGAUAAUUAGUGAGAGAGAAGCCUGGGAUAUGAUGAACCUGAAAGAAGGAACACUUCUAGAAGGAACCGUGUGCAAAAUUCUUCCAUUUGGAGCACAAAUUAGGAUAGGUGCCACAAACCGGAGUGGGUUGCUUCAUAUCUCAAAUAUAACUCGUGCCCGAGUUUCAUCAGUAAGUGAUGUACUAAAGGUGGAUGAAAAAGUGAAGGUUCUCGUGGUGAAGUCAAUGUUUCCAGACAAAAUAUCUCUUAGCAUUGCAGAUCUUGAAAGCGAGCCUGGACUUUUUCUAUCGGAUAGGGAGAAAGUGUUUUCUGAGGCGGAAGAGAUGGCCCAAAAGUAUAGAAGAAAGCUACCUGUUAUUUCUGCAUCACACAAGUUCGAGACUCCUCCGACCGCCGAUUUGCUUCCUUUUGAUGAUGAAGCUAGAUUAUAUGCAAACUGGAAAUGGUUCAAAUUUGAACAGCAUACCGAAGUGAAUGAUGGCGACAACAUCAUCUCAGAAUGCUAGAGUCCAAGAACAUCCUGACCAUUUUGCUGACAAGAUUCGUCAAGUCAAAGCCUUCAGCUCGGAUAGGGGGGGCGUGUUUCUUCAGUCUCCAUGUUGCAGUCUGGAAUGGUUGUUUGAGAUAAGAAUUCUUAAGCAUCAGCUUGAGAAUGAGAGAAAGAAGCAUGUGCCCAUGAUUGUGUCUGAAUAACAAGAUGGAUGUUAUAUGGUUCGAUAACAGUUUUGAUUUAAUUUUUUUUCUUCCUGAAUUUAAUCUCCAUUUAUUCUUUAUCAAGAAUGUAAGAUCAUCCUUUCCAAAGGACCAAAGUAGUAGCGUUGUACAUAGGUGGCAUCAGAGAAGAAACACAUGUAGCAUGUCUCCCUUUUGGAUUUUGUCAAGAUGUGUAUCGUCAAUCUAAACACCUUUUCAUGUUCUUGUUUGA